Molecule: messenger RNA, 1104 nt
Organism: Necator americanus (New World hookworm)
Lineage: Eukaryota; Metazoa; Nematoda; Chromadorea; Rhabditida; Ancylostomatidae
Exons: 9
Coding region: 1-1104 (367 amino acids)
Source: RefSeq, a predicted model, not a curated record
AUGUCUGAGUACACUACAAUCAUACGGUCGAAUACGAAGAAACGUAAAUCUGAAGGGAAUUUUGAAUUGCUGACGCUGGAAAUUGAGGUCCAAGAACUCGCUGGAAUGAACACUGUGACGGUUCGUAUUCUACCGUUGGAAUCCACAGAAUGUGCGAUCUUAGUUGAUUAUGUGCUCACAAUUGAUAAAGAAACAAUUGAGGUAAAAAGAGAUUUAUGGGAACCUGGCAAAGUAGUACUAGAAAAACACACAGCUAAUAAUGGUGCUUUGGUCCUCAUGGCAUCGACCAUCCAGCUUUUAUCACCUGUGGAUCUGAGUCGUCCAAGUGCUUAUCGAAAUUUUGAAAUUCGAUGUGGUCCAUACAACUUCCACGUUGAUCUUCGUCUCCUAGCAGAACUUGGCGGUCCACUUUUUACGAGUUGGAAAGUUAAACAGGAAGCUGGACUGGACUUCGUAGAAGUUACAGAUAUGUCGCCUGAAGAUGUGAAAGUAUUAUUGCACGCUACGGCUCGAUUCGGAUCGAUAAUCAUACACAAGGAUAAUUUCCUUCUGAUGAGUAUUUUGGCAUCACAGUAUCGAUUGCUUACCGUUCUUCGAGAGGUCGAAUCGUAUUUAAUAGCAGCGAAAAUGCCGCUAAUCCGAAAGUUAGAAUUUGCGGCCGAACUUCGAAUGGCGAGGUUGUAUGAUAUGACAAUGAGAGAAAUUGGACCAAAUGCUGUGGAGGAGUCAGAUGGAGAAUUCCGAGAUGAUCGAUCAAGACCAUCAACUUCAUCUGAGACCAGGCUCGACAAAAAGCUUCACAUAUUACGGAAAGGAAAGAAAAGAGACUGUAUCGUAUGUUCAAACAGACAUGAAAAGGGAAAACGUCGUGAGACUAGCGAGUUUUGUGAUACUUGUCCUGGGAAACCUCGAAUGCAUAUGGAUUCGGAAAGCGUUUGUUACGAAAAAAUGCUGGAUUUGCUAGUGUUCCAUGUGCUUGACUGGGCUGGAGUGCAAAGGCUGCAUCGAUAUUUGCGAGACAAUGGCGAUCGACUUCAAGAUGUACAUUGGAUGUUACGAUCGGCUCUAGGCCUCAACAACGAUUAUGUUUGUAUUCCUUGGUAG